GAUGAUUGUUCUUGUCCUUUCCACCCCGCCUCAAAUUUCUUUUACGUACAGUGUACAGCCGCCCUACAAGGAGGGAAUCCCAAAACGGUUUUUGCGCUUAGCAACAAGCGUAGAGAUAGAAAUUUAACUCUCACUUCUCAGUUCCCAAUCCUCUUCUCCCUCGAUAGAUGAAAAAUAAUGUUUGAUCGCAACUUCUUUCAAUAAGUUACCAGCAGAGAUGGAUUUCUGGUUAGGAAAUUGAACUGUGGAGGCCUCUCCUGUUUCAAGUAGAAAUUCCACUGCUUCUUAGUAGUAGUUGAGCUCUCAACCUCUUGAUCGUUGUUUUCGGUACUCUUUUGGUGGUUGUCGUGGUUGGGUCGCUACCUUCCAAUUUGACUUCUUUUCAAGCAACCUAACUCCCUCUCUCUCCGUCUCUGUCUACAAUUUUAUUCUAAAUACCCUAUCAGCUAAGCUGUUUCGUGGAGGAGAAGGCUUGGAACUGAUUUUGAAAUGGGCGCCUUGAAAAGAUUGGAUCUUUGGUGUGUGGGGAGAGGAAGUUGUGAUAUUUUGCUGAGAAUUUCGUGUGUUUUGUAUUUUGCCUUUUGUCUCUUCUGCCCGGCGAUUGCCCUCAGACCUUUAAGGGAGAGGUAUCAGUCUUGGGGUGACGAGUGGCUCUUCGUCAGGAAGGAUGACAAUCAAAUGGGCCCAUUUUCUGCUUGGAAUGUCACAGGAACAUAUAGAGGGUCUUGGAGGUUCCUAGAUUCAGCAAAUACAACUACUAAGUUUCCUGACUUUAGGAAAUCUAACGGCAAUACUGUCCUUGAAUUGAUAAGUACUCCAACAAAAAUAACAGGCGUACACUAUAUUCAGGGGGUGAUGGUUUUCCAUGAUGUUUUUGACAAUGAACAUGAAGCUACUGGUGCUCAAAUCCGUGUAGAAGGUGUAUACAUAUGGCCCUUCAGACAACUCCGAAUGGUAGCUUACAGUGGCAAAGAGGGUGAGUUUAGCCAUGAAGAUGAGUAUCUCUUGUCAAAUCCUUAUCACCUGCUUGGAGUAUUUUCGUCCCAGGUGUUUCAGGAGUCUCCUCGUGACAAAGUUUGGAAAAGGAAACACUCACCGAUUUAUGAAAUGGAAAAGCAUUGUAACAUUGAAAUUGCCGCACAUGUUUCCCGAGUCUCAUCCACCCAAAAUGAUGGAGAUCAUGAUAGAUUUCAUUUAGAAGGAUUAAUGGAAAGUCCUUCAGUAAAUGAUGAUGGAGAUUGCUUCUCUCCAAUCCUAUUGAAUGCUUCUUCUAUCAAUGUUGAGGUUUACUACAACAAAGCAGUUAACUACACAUUGAUGGUUACCUUUGUCUCAUUCCUUCAAGUUUUAUUACUGAUCAGACAAAUGGAACACAGUAACACCCAAUCAGGGGCUGCCAAAGUUUCAAUUUUGAUGAUUGGGCAACAAGCUAUCAUGGAUGCUUAUUUAUGCCUUUUGCAUCUGACUGCUGGGAUACUGGUUGAGUCCCUCUUCAAUGCUUUCGCGACUGCUGCAUUCUUCAAGUUUGUGGUUUUCUCGAUUUUUGAGAUGCGAUACCUUCUUGCAAUCUGGAAAGCAAGAAGACCCAUGAAUAGUGGAGAGGGUUGGGAAGCAAUGAGACGUGAACUCUCAGUUCUAUACAGUCGUUUCUAUGGCAUACUUUUGGGUGGCAUAUUGGUCAUGUAUGAAUUUCAUAAUUUUCUACGGACAAUUCUUCUCCUUUUGCACUCUUUUUGGAUACCUCAAAUUUUAACUAAUAUCAUUCGUGACUCGAGAAAACCGCUGCAUCCUCAUUAUAUCUUAGGAAUGACUAUUACUCGGCUAGCAAUUCCAUUGUAUGUCUUUGGCUGUCCUCACAACUUCAUGCGCAUAGAGACAGAUAAGAAAUGGUGUGUUUUCUUGGGCAUGUUUAUGGGUAUUCAAGCCUCUAUUCUCCUUCUGCAGCACUAUCUUGGAUCUAGGUGCUUCAUUCCUCGUCAGAUUUUGCCAGAGAAGUAUAGCUAUUAUAGAAAGUUUGAUCCGGAUAAAGUCCAACCUAUUGACUGUGUUAUAUGCAUGACUUCCAUUGACCUAAGUCUGCGUUCCAACGAUUGCAUGGUGACUCCGUGUGAUCAUUUCUUUCAUUUGGGCUGUUUACAAAGAUGGAUGGACAUAAAGAUGGAGUGCCCCACUUGCCGACGAUCGCUUCCUCCGGUAUAAGCCGAUUGUAUUGUUUAUAUGUUUAUAUGUAUUACGGAGUAAUACAGCUCUGCUGAAACAAUGGCAACCCUAGUAGGAAAGGUAUAAUGUGAUUAUGCUGAAGUCGGCUCUCGUUUAGAAACCCAAACUAACGUAGGAGAUUGCAAUCUUCAAUGUACACCAUACUCAUGAAGAAGAGUUCAUCAACAGCAUUGCUUCUCUUUGUAAAUUUUAGUACUUCAUUCACAAAUAUUCGAUUUACCCCUGAGAAGAGAACGUGACUUCUGAAAUGCCAUCAAGAAUGGCUAUAGAUUCUUGGUGUUCACAAGCCAUAGUGUACAUGCACUCUCAAGGAUUAAUAAUAAAAAGCUCAAAAUAUUUGCGCUUUAAGCUCCUUUGGUUUUUUUUUUAUCUUACAUUUCAGUCUCUAUAUACAUUUCAAAUGCAAUUAACUAUGCACGAACUGGGUUAAUUGAAUUGUAAAAAAAGGGUUAAUUGAAUUGUAAUAGACAGUAUAAAUGAGUAGUAAUUUCUCCACGAUGAAAAUCGUUAUUUUAUGUGAUUUAUUAGGUAUAAAUUGUAUAAUACUCCCUCC
Molecule: messenger RNA, 2773 nt
Organism: Cuscuta epithymum
Lineage: Eukaryota; Viridiplantae; Streptophyta; Magnoliopsida; Solanales; Convolvulaceae
Source: the annotation of a GenBank genome assembly